AAAUAAUAAUAAUCAUUUUUAGUCGAUCCACAUUUGAUCCAAUGUUGUCAGAUCGAUAGGUUGGUUGGUUGGUUGAUUGUGUUUUUUAUUGAAAAGAAUUUCUUUUGAAAAUUUUUCACCUAUUUUCGUCCACACAGUCGUGAUUUUUGUCAACAAAAAUCCUGUUUCCUUCAAACAACAUUUUCAGCUUGUUCUUUUCAUUUCACCUGGAUUCAUCAUUAUAUUCUGAUUCAGCAACAAGAAUUAAUUCAACAUGGUUGACGGUGGUGUUGGUAAAGGCAUUAAAUUUGCCAUGUUUGCAGCCAAUGGUGUUAUUUUUGUCGGUGGUUUAGUUGUAUUUUCAAUCGGUGUUUGGACAUUAGCCGAUCGUUCAUUUAUGGAACGUUUAUUAGGAUCGAAUCUUUAUAUAACAUCAGCAUCAUUGUUAAUUGCAGCCGGUGUUAUUGUAUCAUUUAUUUCGUUUUUAGGUUCAUUGGGUGCAUACAAAGAAAUACGUUUUAUGUUAUUAGUAUUUUUUGUAUUAUUAUUUUUAAUAUUCAUACUGAUGUUAUUGGGAGGUAUAUUGGGCUAUGUUUUUCGUAAUCAAGUUGAUGAUCGUAUGAAACGUGAAAUGCAAAUUACAAUCAGUAAUUAUGGUAAUGAUUCGGCUAUUACUGAUGCCUGGGAUUCUGUUCAACGAAAUUUUCAUUGUUGUGGUAUUGAAUUAGGUGGUAAUCCUGGUUAUACUAUUUAUCGUUUAAAUAAUCCAGUAUUUGGAUCAAAUAGUCGUAGACGAGUACCACGUACUUGUUGUUUAAAUUUACGUGAUGAAUCAUCAGUUGAACAAUGUAUGAUGGAACCGGAAAAACGUGAACAUACUUAUCAUGAUGAUUGUUAUGUUAAAAUGAAAAAUUUUGUCAAAGGACAUGCUAUGUUAGUUGGUGGUAUUGGUAUCGGUAUUGCCUGUAUUUUAAUCAUUGGUAUGGUACUUUCAAUGGCAUUAUUCUGUAUGAUCGAAUAAAAUCAUUAAUCUCAGCAUUCAUAAAUGGACAAUCUUUUAACCUAUAUAUCUACUUAUCAACAUCAUCAUCCAA
Molecule: messenger RNA, 1073 nt
Organism: Dermatophagoides pteronyssinus (European house dust mite)
Lineage: Eukaryota; Metazoa; Arthropoda; Arachnida; Sarcoptiformes; Pyroglyphidae
Product: CD151 antigen-like
Cellular component (GO): plasma membrane
Source: RefSeq, a predicted model, not a curated record